Molecule: messenger RNA, 1446 nt
Organism: Aspergillus ibericus CBS 121593
Lineage: Eukaryota; Fungi; Ascomycota; Eurotiomycetes; Eurotiales; Aspergillaceae
Product: MFS transporter
Exons: 4
Coding region: 1-1446 (481 amino acids)
Biological process (GO): transmembrane transport
Molecular function (GO): transmembrane transporter activity
Source: RefSeq, a predicted model, not a curated record
AUGAAGCCGGAACCCAGCAACUCGUCCACCAGAACGGUGACUGCCGAAAGACUUGUCGACUUUGACGGACCCGAUGACCCGCUCAAUCCCCAGAAUUGGCCGAUGAGGAAACGAGCAUCCAUGUCUGUCAUCAUAGGUCUCGCCACGAUGAUGGUCUCCUUUGCGAGCAGCGUGUUUGCCCCCGCCAUCCCACUAGUCAUGAAGGCCUAUGGAAUCACGAGGGAGGUGGGAACCCUCGGAAUUUCGCUCUAUGUCUUUGGCUUUGCCUCGGGCCCAUUGAUAUUCGGGCCCUUUUCCGAACUCCAUGGCCGACACAUCCCCAUGGUCAUCGCCAUGUUUGGCUUUACGGUCUUCUCCUUCGCAACGGCGGUUUCCAAAGACGUGCAGUCUUUGUUUAUCCUGAGAUUCUUCACCGGAUUCUUUGGCGCCGGUCCUCUCACACUCGCGGGCCCUCUCUUCGUCGACAUGUUCAACGCGCGGCAACGGGGCAUCCCAAUCGUCAUGUUUUGUCUCAUGGUGUUCACCGGGCCCUUAAUCGCUCCAUUUAUAGGCGGCUUUAUCGUCAUGAACCCGUCACUGGGUUGGAGGUGGACGGCAUAUAUCCCUGGGAUCAUGGGAGCCGCGAUCACGGUGUUUGUAACCCUGUUCCUCGACGAGACGUAUGUCCCCGUGGUCUUGGCUCGCAAGGCCGAUCGUCUACGUCGGGAAACUGGGGAUUGGUCGAUUCAUGCCGUCCACGACGAGGUCAGCUUUGAUCUCCACGCUGUUGUUCGGGACUACUUCAGCAUCCCCCUAAAAAUGCUGGUGUGGGAUCCGAUCGUGUUGUGCAUGAGCCUCUUUGGCGCAUUUGUAUACGGACUCCUCUAUCUCUUCCUGACGGCGUACCCGAUCAUCUUCCAGAAAAUUCACGGCAUGAACCCCGGGGUGGGUGGACUGCCGUACUUGGGAGUGGUGAUCGGACUGCUGCUUGGGGCCGUUGGGAUUGCAGCAACCCAACCGUGGAUGGAGCGGAAGGCGGAGCGGACCGGGUUAGAGAUAAUGCCCGAAUGGCGCCUUCCCAUCGCCAUCCCCGGAGCCACCGCAUUUUCCGGGGGGUUGUUCUGGCUGGGGUGGACGGGGUACCAGCCCACGACCCAUUGGAUAGCGCCCACAUUGUCGGGGUUGCUGACCGGGUUUGGCUUGUUGACCAUGUUUCUGCCUUCCUUGGUGUAUCUAGUGGAGGCACGGGCCCGAAAAAGCGCGUCGGCUGUGGCGGCACACACCUUCCUGCGGUCGGGAGCCGGAGGCGCGUUCCCGCUCUUUGCAACAUACAUGUUUAACAACAUGGGGGUGGAAUGGGCGUGUACGUUGCUGGGCUGCAUCGGGGCGGUUCUUGUGCCCAUUCCGGUGCUGCUGUACGUGUGCGGCGCGCAGAUCCGGCAGAAGAGCCGGUUGUCGGUCGCGUAA